Corapipo altera (White-ruffed manakin) is the source of this 2586-nucleotide messenger RNA. Its product is annotated as all-trans-retinol 13,14-reductase-like. NCBI's taxonomy places the organism in Eukaryota, Metazoa, Chordata, Aves, Passeriformes, Pipridae. The record is from RefSeq and is a predicted model, not a curated record.
AUGUGUGUGUACCCGUUGCUCUCACAGGUGUGUGGGGGUCGGGUGUUCCCUUGCACAAGGGUGGGUGUGCACGCAUGUGCACAGCUACCUGUGUGCACACACACGUGUGUGUGUGUGCAGUGCCCAACACACCAGUGUCCCACACACCUGUGCUCCAUGCACACGUGUGUGCACCUCCCACAGGGAGCCACUGGGUACCAUAAGGUGCCAUGGGGUGACAUAAGAAACCAUAGGGUGCCACAGACUGACAUGGAGUGCCAUGGCCAUGGGGUCACAUAAGGAACUGUAGGGCAUCAUGGGGUGCCACAGGGUACCACGGAGUGCCAUGGGGCAUCCGGGGGUGCCAUUGUGUCCCAUGGGGAGCCAUAGGGAGCCAUAGGAUGCCAUGGCCAAGGGAGCUGUGGCCAUAGGGUACCAGAGGGUCCCACAGGGAGCUGUGGCCAUAGGGUGCCAUAGGUUGCCGUGGCUAUAAGGUGCCAUUUCCAUAGGGGGUGUGUCCAUGAGCUCCGGAUUCUUUAAGCAGGGGUGUCUGUAAGCCUGUCCAUAAUCCCCUUUGUCCAUAAGCUGCUGUGUCUAUAAGUGUCAGGGCUGAACGUGCGGGGCUGUAGUGUGUCCUUGCCGUGUCAGUACCUGUCCAUCCCGCCUGUGGUGACAGCCAUGUGGCCCACGCUGCUGCUGCUGGUGGCCCUGGGUGUGCUGGCCCUGGGGCGGGUGGCCCACAAGCUGCUGGCCCCGUCCGGCAACCCCUUUGCCGGGCCACCCCUGGAACCCCCCCGGCCGCUGGUGACGGACCAACGCACCCGGGACAGGGUGCUGAAGCGAGGGUUCAGCCCCCAGCGGGUGCCGGAGCAGCUGGACGCCGUGGUCAUCGGCAGUGGCGUGGGGGGGCUGGCAGUGGCCGCCACCCUGGCCAAGGCGGGCCAGCGGGUGCUGGUGCUGGAGCAGCAUGACAAGGCCGGCGGGUGCUGCCACACCUUCCAGCAGCACGGCAUCGAGUUUGACGUCGGCAUCCACUACGUGGGGCAGCUGCACGAGGGCAGCCUCCUGCGUGUGGCACUGGACCAGCUGACGGAUGGGCAGCUCUGCUGGCAGCGCCUGCCCGACCCCUACGAUGAGGUGACCCUGGGACCCCGGCGCUACCAACUGCGCGCCGGCAAGGUGGCCUUUGUCACCGCGCUGGAGGAGCAGUUCCCCGCGGAGAAGGCGGCCAUCAGGGAGUUCAUGAAGAUCUCCAAGGUGGCCUCGCGGCACGUGGCACUGCUGGCCGUGUUGAAGCUGGUCCCGCGCUGGGUGGCCACCCUCCUGCUCCGCUCUGGCCUCCUGUCCCUCCUGUCCCCCGUGUUCCGCCUGGCCACCACCAGCCACAGCCAGGCUGUGGCCCAGCUCACCUCUGACCCCGACCUGCGCGCCCUGCUCGGCUACCUCUUCUAUGGAACUGCCCCACGGGACUCCAGCUUCCUGGUCAACGUGCUGAUGGUUCACCACUACCAGCGGGGGGCCUGGUACCCGCGGGGGGGGGCCAGCGAGAUCGCCUUCCACGCCGUACCCGUCAUCGAGCGCGCGGGGGGGGCCGUGCUGGUGCGCGCCCCCGUCACGCGUGUCCUCGUCAGCCCCGCCGGCGCCGCCCUGGGGGUGGCGGUGCAGGUGGGGUCCAGUGAGGAGGAGCUGGAGAUACGCGUGCCCCUUGUCAUCUCCGAUGCUGGAAUCUUCAACACCUUCAGCAAACUGCUGCCCCCCCAGAUCCGCAGCCACCCCGGUGUCCAAUCCCGCCUGGCCAUGGUGCGACCGAGCAUGGGCUCCUUCCUGGUGUUCGUGGGGCUGCGGGGCAGCGCAACCGAGCUGGGCCUGCCCCCCACCAACUUCUGGAUCUACCCCCACAAUGACCUGGACACUAUGAUGACCCACUACGCUGCCCUGAGCCGUGACGACGUCCCUGAAAACCUGGCCAUGAUGUUCAUCACCUUCCCCGCUGCCAAGGACCCCACCUACGAGCAGCGGCACCCAGGCCGGUCAUGCAUGACCAUCCUGACCAUGGCACGGUACGAGUGGUUUGAGGAGUGGACCGGGAGCCUCCCCAGGCACCGCAGCCCUGACUACCAGCAGUACAAGAUGUCCAUCGCCCAGCGGCUGCUGGAGAGGGCCCUGCUCCGCUUUCCACACCUGAGGGACAAGGUGGAGUUCGUGGAGGCGGCAUCACCGCUCACCAACCAGCACUACCUGGCGGCCCCGCACGGGGCGAUGUAUGGGGCCGAGCACGACCUGGGCCGCUUCUGCCCCACCGUGAUGGCCACCCUGAGAGCCGACACCCCUGUAAGGAACCUCUACCUGACAGGGCAGGACGUGUUCUCCUGCGGGCUGGCAGGGGCCGUGCACGGGGGGCUGCUCUGCGCCUCGACUGUCCUGGGCCGCCUGCUCUACCUGGACCUGCUGCUCCUCAAGAGGAAGAUCAAGCGGCGCCAGGGCCGGCACACGGCGUGAGGGGGACACCGACCAUGGGGACAUCGGGUGUGGGGACACCUGUCCUAGGGAAUGGCUUUGGGCUGGGAGUUUGCUCCCAUCUCAGUAAACUUUGAUGUCCCACUGGCC